AUGUACUCACCACUGGCCAUUGCCGUGAUCGGUGCAGAGAAGUAUGCCGCACCCAACAGCGUUCGUGCGUCAGCUGGGAGGUCCGGCAACCACGGUUUCAAUGCCUUCAGCAGAUCGUUCAAGUGCGAAUGGGGAGCUUUCGACCGUAAAGCCCACUUUCGCACAGCUUCACGAGCGCUUGCAUCCUUCUCCUCUACUUCUGCAGUUGAACCAACUUCUUCGUCCGUAGACGCACUGGCACCCUCCAAGGAAGAAGAGCGUUCGUUCUCCAGCGAAGUUGAGGACAUAGACUCGUCCGUGACGCUUCCCGACCAACUACUCGAUGAUUUGUCCGACGACGGAAUUUCCCCCACCUCUUCGUUGAUUCUUCGUAUUAUUUCUUCAGUUUCUCUACGUGCUUGA
This is a messenger RNA of Spirometra erinaceieuropaei, 402 nucleotides long. Lineage: Eukaryota; Metazoa; Platyhelminthes; Cestoda; Diphyllobothriidea; Diphyllobothriidae. The record is from the annotation of a GenBank genome assembly.